Molecule: messenger RNA, 1459 nt
Organism: Puma concolor (puma)
Lineage: Eukaryota; Metazoa; Chordata; Mammalia; Carnivora; Felidae
Source: RefSeq, a predicted model, not a curated record
AUGGAUUACAGUCACGAAACCUCCCUAGUCCCGUGUGGACAAGAUAAAUACAUCUCCAAGAACGAACUUCUCCUGCAUCUGAAGACCUAUAAUUUGUACUAUGAAGGCCAGAAUUUGCAGCUGCGGCACCGUGAGAAGGAUGCUGAGGCCAGUUUCUGCCUCGAUGCGGGAAUGGGCGGUGGCCCCUCUCGGCUGAGCAUUCCGUCCGGCAAUCCCAAGAACGCCAUCAUCAGUGGCCCCUCCGAUGAGGCCCUGACCCUCACGGCAACCAACCUCACCAUCCUGAAGCCCCUCACCGUGCCCAACAUUCAGAUCUCAGAAGUGGAUGCCCCACCGGAGAGUGAACAGACAGCAAGUCCCACAGACUCCAGGGGCCUGAAGACCCUGCAGGAAGACACCCCACAGCUGAUGCGCACGCGCAGUGACGUUGGGGUGCGUCGCCGUGGCAACGUGAGGACACCCAGUGACCAGAGGCGAAUCAGACGCCACCGAUUCUCCAUCAAUGGCCAUUUCUACAACCACAAGACGUCAGUGUUCACGCCGGCCUAUGGUUCUGUCACCAACGUCCGCAUCAACAGCACCAUGACCACCCCACAGGUCCUGAAGCUGCUGCUUAACAAAUUUAAGAUCGAGAAUUCCGCAGAAGAGUUUGCUUUGUAUGUGGUCCAUACCAGCGGUGAGAAACAGAAGCUCAAGAACACCGAUUACCCGCUGGUAGCUCGAAUCCUCCAGGGCCCAUGUGAGCAGGUCUCCAAAGUGUUUCUUAUGGAGAAGGACCAGGUGGAGGAAGUCACCUAUGAUGUGGCCCAGUACAUAAAGUUCGAGAUGCCUGUCCUUAAAAGCUUCAUUCAGAAGCUCCAAGAGGAAGAAGACCGGGAAGUCAAGAAGCUGAUACGCAAGUACACCGUGCUCCGGCUAAUGAUCCGGCAGAGGCUGGAAGAGAUGGCUGAGACCCCAGCAACAAUCUGAGCCACAAGAGGGAGGGGAUCCAGAUGCCACAGGGGCCGCCGCUGACAUGAGAAGACGCACAGGAAGGUUUCCUUCUGUGGAAACCUUUAGAUGCAGACCUCUCCAGCUCCCACCAAGCCACCAUUUGCUGCCCGGAGCAGGAUGGGGAAGCCAGCAGACAACUCCCCAUCCCUGGAACCCUGUGCUCCGCUCCUUUCUUUCACUCACAAGGACUUUUGAUUUUGUUAUAAGGACCCAAAAUGUGUGCAUGGGCGUGUGUCCGCACAUGAAUGCGUGCGUGCACUGUAAGUGUGUGUAUCCACGUGCCUACCUGACAUUCACAUGCCAUUGAAUUCCAAACAACCAGCACAAGUGCCACGGGGCUUGCAGGUAGGCUGGCCGAGACGGGGAAAAUCAGACGAGUCACCAAUCUGAGGGGUUUAAGUCGGAGGGAAGAUUUCUCUCCUCCAGUGCCAGGGAGCAAGCCACACAUGUUUAGAAGGGAGGGGAC